This is a messenger RNA of Siniperca chuatsi (mandarin fish), 3376 nucleotides long. RefSeq names its product ankyrin repeat domain-containing protein SOWAHA. The coding region runs from base 2273 to 3313 and encodes 346 amino acids. The record is from RefSeq and is a predicted model, not a curated record. Gene Ontology annotation, molecular function: protein binding. NCBI's taxonomy places the organism in Eukaryota, Metazoa, Chordata, Actinopteri, Centrarchiformes, Sinipercidae. The transcript has 14 exons.
GGGGAAAUGUGAUGUGAACGUGCGGCAUCAGUUAGUGCUCGGUGCUGAGGGAUGGCACAAAUAUCAGCUGACCUCGUGUUUGCCUGACAGGUCUCAUAUUUGGACUAAUAUGAUCCAUGUUUUGUUUUUUUUUUAUUUAAACGCAACAUUCCCCAGUCUGCUUUAACAAACAGCUCUAAUGCCCUUUCAUUGUUCUCUGUUGUAAAGCAGACAUCUGGUUUGCAUUAAAAGCCCCUCCAAAGAUCUGCAGGAAUUGUGUCAUUUCCUCCCUUCAGGCCAGUUGUAGAGCUGCCUGGUAACUGAACAGAGGACCUGAACCAGCCCAUCACCAAAACAUGUCCCCGUGCAGUGUCACUGCUCAGACAGAGCUGUGCUCCCCCCCCCCAGCAAAAUGAGGAAUAGUUCAUUAUUGUAGAGUUUAGCUCAGUAAUACUGUAUUUGCUGGAAAGAUGUGGCUCUCUGUUGUUCCUCUCCACCCACCUACUGUACAGAUGCUUAUGCAAUCCUGUUCCACCAAAAUUUCUCUCACAUUUGGCUUCUACAGACAAAUUGGGUUUUUGGGUGUAAGGUUAUGUUUUUAUAGUUUUUAUAGUUGCUUCAUCCCAUUUUAAAGCUCGACUGUGUCACUUUUAAAAGAGGAAAUAACACAAUCUUCCUGUCACAAACGAAAAGUUGAUUUCAAAAGCAAAUACACUCAGGAGUUUUGCUGCUACAACCUUACUUGUUCUGGUAUGACCCAUCACCUCUGGUGGCUAAUGUGCAACAGUAGUUGAUUAAUCAAUUAGUUAAUCGACAGGUAAAUCAAUUGGCAGCUAUUUUGAUAGUCGUUUAAUUGUUUUUUUCAAGCAAAAAUGCCAACAUUUGUGACAGGUUCACAAAUGUGAAAUUUUGCUGGGGUUUUUUUGGUCUUACAUUAUAGUAAAUUGUAUAUCUAUGGGUUGUGGACUGUUGGUCGAACAAAACAAGACAUUUGAAGAGUCACCUUGGAGUCUGGGAAACUGGGAUGGACAUUAUUCACUGUUUUCUGAUGUUUUAUAGACCAACCGAUUAAUCAGUUAAUUGAGAGACUAAUAAGUAGAUUAGGGUUUGGGUUUUUUUUGCUAAUGUGCAUUAAUAUCCUUUUUCAUACAGCUGCAUAUUUGUCCUCUGACUCAGAUGGCGCCAAAAUAAUGUACUGAUACAGUUCUUUGAUACUUUAAAAUUAUUUUUGACUUACUGGCUCAAAUUGUGAUAAUACAAUUUUUAAAUUUAAAAAAUUUGGUUCACUCAGAAAAAUGUGUUCAUUGUUUUAAAGCUGUUUCUUUUGUAUUGACUGUGUAUGGGAGUUUUGGGCCAGUGGGUGCAAUGCAAUAUAAUUCAACAGCAUCACAAACUACAGCCUCCAAAAUAAACAUAAAGUUGAGUCACAUCUCUGGACAUAAUAACCGUGAUGAAAUGAAUGGGUGUCAGAGUUACACAGUUAUACACAGUUAUACUUUUGUAAUCAAUCAAUUUAUCUGAGGCAUGCCAAAAUGUAGCGUGACAGUAACACAAGUGUCAGCAAACUGGUGCAGUAACGUUAGUUACACAGGAAUAUGUAUCUAAAGAGUGCUAACGUUAGCUAACGUUAGCCACCGGAAGCUUUUGGUCAUACCAAACCAAGUAAGGCUGUAGCAGAGUGUAUUAGCUGAGCAAUAUUGCAUUUUAUGGCUUAUAAAUUAAACUUUUUAAUUUGUAACAGGAAGAUUGUGUCAUUUAUUCCUUCAGAAGUUAUUAUGGCAGGGCUGUUGUCUUAUACUGCAUUCGUUUUAGCUAGGUCUACCUAAAAUAGAUACAUGUCCCAUUGAAACUCUUAAAAGAUAAAGCACACACACUGCAGUUUAAUUGCAAAAUAUAUACAAGACGACAAAUUAUGAGUGUGUAAUGAUUAUCUAUCCAUUCAACAGUGCUUUUACCUUUGGCACUGCCUGAAAUACAAACAUAUUUUAACCUCCCUAAAUGAUUAUCCAAAGUGACCUUGUAUUGCAGUUGCCAGCAUGUACUGUCCAGAUGCUAUGUCAGCACUGCAGUUGUUGACAGAGGUUUAGAGGGCUGCCUUGAUACUCUGCCAUCUGACAUGGCUGUCCAAUUAGAAAAGUGCAUCCCACAUAUUUAAAGUCUGUCAUAGCAUGUGGUUGCAGAUUUUCAUGUCGUAAUUGUGAUGAUAGUGUUUUAAUCAUAAUUAAGUCCACAGACAUGACUGGAUGUAGUCCUCUAAUGGGGUUGCUUUUUCAUCAGAUCGGAAAACUGGGACAUGGUGGGGAGUGUAGCGGUGUUGGGGGCUAAAUACAGAGAGGAAUUCAAGCUCAUUAUUGACCGAAUCGCUGUGGUGAAGUCAGAGAAUGGAGAGAAGUAUCUUGUCCUAAAGAAGAAAUACAGGCAAAUGCUGUAUGAGCGAGACGCCAAACAUCAUGAUGGGGACGGACAGAGCCAUUUGAACCCGGCUAGACCUCUGGCUACUGUACAGUGGGACGUGACAGACACCUCGACUUCUUCUCCUCACCAGAAGGAACAACAGGAUGAGCCGAUGGCAUGCGGAGAGCCCAACAGUGCUGCAGAGGACCAGCAGACAGGAACAGCCUUCAUGCAGCACACUCUACUUCCACCUCCUGUCAUCCAAAUCCAGGAACCCUCGGCACAAAGCAACAGGGAUGAUGAGCUGGACAAAGAUUCGGGGUCAAAGUCCGAGUCAGAGCAAGACGAGGAGUGUACGGGCAGUAUGGGCUCCACUGCUGUCGCUCUGGAUCCUAUAGAGAAGGAGUGGAUCUACUCCGCUGCCGGUGCUCGACUCCCUGACCUCUCUCAGCUGCUCAGACAGGACCCCUCGCUGGCAAACAAGAAGGACUUCACCUCAGUGAUUACAGCUCUGCACUGGGCUGCAAAACAUGGCAGCGGGGACAUGGCCACUCUGGUGGCUAAUGCUGGUGCUGAUGUCAACACCAAAUCACAUGGGGGAUAUACACCUUUACACAUUGCAGCGUUACAUGGUCAUCAGCAUAUUCUAGACCUGCUCAUUGGGACAUAUGGGGCUAAAGAAAACUUAAGGGACUACAGCGGCCAUCUUGCCUGCCAUUAUCUGAACAUCAAAGAACCAGAGGGUCCAGAGGAAGACUGCGAGCUGCAGUUUCAAGUCACUCAGGCCAGGGAGCGGAACAGGAACAGGAAGUUGGUAUCAUUGUUUCAUUCCAAGAAGAAGUGGGGCUCAGCAGAGGAGCUGGCUCCGAUAGAGGAGGAGAGGACGGCAUCACAUCAGCUCGCCCUUCCUGCAUUCAGACCCAGAAAAUUCUCCCGCUGAGACCGGAGACGAUUUCUGACUCUGCAAGCUCUCCUACACUCACACAUCCAAUUAAUCCUUACA